Molecule: messenger RNA, 1678 nt
Organism: Mizuhopecten yessoensis (Yesso scallop)
Lineage: Eukaryota; Metazoa; Mollusca; Bivalvia; Pectinida; Pectinidae
Product: delta(14)-sterol reductase-like
Exons: 8
Coding region: 111-1412 (433 amino acids)
Biological process (GO): sterol biosynthetic process
Cellular component (GO): nuclear inner membrane; endoplasmic reticulum membrane
Molecular function (GO): oxidoreductase activity, acting on the CH-CH group of donors, NAD or NADP as acceptor
Source: RefSeq, a predicted model, not a curated record
UAGGACGAGGAAUAGUGAUAAAGAUAGUGCCGUCAAUGGGCCUCAAACCUGUGGCCAUUGGCUCUCCAGCCUGAUGCUCUACAGCUGACGCUUACAAUCCCCUAGGAACCAUGCAGAGGCGUCCAUUACGAUCCAACAGAGGGGGCCGGCAGGAGGAGCCAGAUACAGAGGAGAAAAAGGAUUAUUAUCAGUUUGGGGGUCCAAUAGGGGCAUUUCUAACCAGUGUAUGUUUCAUAGGACUGACAUAUAUAGUGGUGGAAAAGAUUCAGUCUGGUAAAUGGCAGAUGCUGAGAUUACCAGAGUUCCCGGGACACCCUGGAGGCUGGCUGGAUCUUAGGGCAGCAGCCAUAUUCCUAGGCUGGCUUGGGGCCCAGUUUGUCCUAUACCUACUCCCAUUUGGUGGACCCAUAGAACUAGGGUCACCCACCAAAGACACCGGCCGCAAGCUGGCUUAUAGACUCAAUGGUUUUUUUGUUUUUGUGUUGAAUAUGGCAUGUUUGAUGGUUGCGACCUAUGUGGGUGUCCCAGUUACUGUGCUAACACAAAAGGCACUACAGAUGCUGACCACCGGGGUCCUAGCCUUCCUUCUACUCAGCAUUGCCCUGUACGUCAAGGCUAUGACUCUGAGGCCCCGGAACCGCAGCCCAUGUGGUCAAACAGAGAGCGCCUAUUAUAACUGGUUUAUUGGUGCAGAACUCAAUCCGAGGUUCGGAUUCCUCGACCUAAAGUUGGUCCUCUUCCGUAGCACUGUCAUUGGCUGGAUGAUCUUUAAUUGGGUGAAUGUUGUAGACGCGUACGAGACUGGUCAUCUUACUCCGUCCCUACUACUGGUCAGCAGCCUACAGCUGGUGUAUGUUCUAGAUACUUUCUGGUUCGAAGCCGGAAUGUUGGUAUCACGAGAAAUUAUUUAUGAGGCAUUGGGGUUCAACCUCCUCUCCCUCUCUCUGAUGAUUCCAUUUACAUUCUGUGUCCAGACACGAUACCUCGCUACAACAGGGUUCAACCUCCCCUGGUACUGUCUCAUCCCCAUCAUUGCUUUGAAUGUAACAGGAUACUGGAUUCUAAGGGGGAGUAACUCUGAGAAAAAUAACUUCAGACGUAAUCCAAAGGAUCCUGCCUUUGCAAACUACCAGACUCUGCCUACCCAGGUGAAGGGUAAAAACCUGCUUGUGUCCGGUUGGUGGGGGAUGAGCAGACACCCUAACUACUUUGGAGACAUCAUAAUUAACUUAAGCUUUGCCUUACCAACAGGAUUUGGCUGUUUCUUGCCUUAUCUAAACCCACUGUUUUUGGUGAUGCUGUUGGUGGAUCGUGAGCGAGUAGACGGGGAGGAAUGUCGGCAACGUUACGGAGAGGCGUGGGACAAAUAUUGUGAAAAAGUCAAAUAUAGAAUUAUUCCUUAUGUAUACUGAGAUGUCGGGAUGAGUACUAUGUGACAAAAUACACACAGAACCAUUUUAAAGUGUUAAAUGUUAAGUAUUAUAACAAUCUAAAUAAAAUAAUCAAAAACUUGUUUGAUUACACUCAACUCCCGCUGGUUUUGCUGAUCUAGUUAAUCUAUGUGUGGCCUACCUGUUAUAAACAGGAUUAACAUAUUUCAGGAAAAUCAAAGUAUUUUAUUUUUUUACUAACAGUGGAAACCAAUGUUGUCCAUUUAUGAAUAAAAUAUGAAAACUAA